AUGUCUUUCUUCCCCACCAGCAAGGGCCAGGCAAGUUAUCCCUCCUUCAGCAGCUUUACCUACACCUCUCCUAGCACCCGCAGGAUCACCAACCCCAUCUCUGUCAUGAUGAGAAAGAAAGACCAUGGUAAUUUGGGAUCGGGGUACAAACGCUUCUCGUGGGACGACCAGGCUAUUGUGAAGAUCAACCAGAACCUGCUGGACCCCAUUGAGUCUGGGCUUGACCCCACUUACCAUCAGGAAAAGUUAAAGGAGAAGGAGGAGCUCAAGACCCUCAACAAUCAAUUUGUCCACCUCAUUGAAAGGGUCUGCUCACUGGAGCAGCACAAAAAGGUGCUGGAGACCAAAUGUAGCAUCUUGAAGAGCCAGAAAGCAACCCCUGCACGCAUGGAGAACCUCUUAAAGACAUAUAUCAGCCAGCUGAAAAAGCAUCUGGCGGACCAAGGGCAGAUGAAAGGCAAGCUGCAUCUGGAGCUGCAUGAAAUCCAGGAUAUUAUGGAUGAAAACAAGCAGAAGUAUGAAGAGGAAUUCAACCUUCGUAAUGAGAAGGAGAAUGAUUUUCUCCUGAUGAAGAAGGAGAUGGAUGAGGCCUAUAUCUCCCAGAAUGAACUGGAGGGCAAGCUGGACAGGCUGAGAGACGAGCUCGAAUUCCUGAAGAACUUUUACGACCAGGAGAUGCAUGAGCUUCAGACUGAGGUUCAUAUGUACAAGGAGAGUGUGGUCAUCUCCAUGCCUAGCCAGCCCAGCCUGGAGGUGGACAGCAUCGUUUCCGAGGCCCAGAGCCAGUACGAGAAGAUGGCUGAGAGGAGCUGCAAGGAGGCUGAGAAGGCCUACAGGGACAGGCACAACAAGCUCAAGGACUCCAUGGGCAGGCAUGGGGAAGAGCUCCAGACCAUGAAGACAGAGAUCAACGACUUGACCAGGAAGAGCCAGCACAUUCAGCUGGAGAUUCAGAAUCUGAAAGAGCAGUGCAAUAAGCUGAAGGAGGACAUUGCCAAUGCUGAUGACCGGUACAAGUUUCCCAUUGAGGAGGCCAAAAAUAAACUGCAUAUGCUGGAGAACGCCAUACAGAAGGCCCGGCAGGACAUGGCGCACCAUCUGCGCGAGUAUCAGGAGCUGUUGAACACCAAGCUGGGGCUGGACAUUGAGAUUGCUACCUACCGGAAGCUGCUGGAGGGCGAGGAGGGCAGGCUGGAGUCUGGGAUGCAGAACCUGUCCAUUCAUCACAAGUUUCACCACCAUCAUGGGCAAGGGGUUGCCUUAAGAGAAAUCUCCACCCUUGGAAGCAGCAGCCACCCCUCCGGUGCCUCCCCCCUGGAAAGUCUGAGUGAGGAAAGGAAGCCCGAGGUUGAAAAUUGA
This is a messenger RNA of Alligator sinensis (Chinese alligator), 1359 nucleotides long. RefSeq names its product keratin, type II cytoskeletal 8-like. NCBI's taxonomy places the organism in Eukaryota, Metazoa, Chordata, Crocodylia, Alligatoridae. The transcript is spliced from 9 exons. The record is from RefSeq and is a predicted model, not a curated record. Gene Ontology annotation, cellular component: keratin filament. Bases 1 to 1359 code for a protein of 452 amino acids.